This is a messenger RNA of Trichomonas vaginalis G3, 599 nucleotides long. RefSeq lists its product as uncharacterized. The transcript has a single exon. The record is from RefSeq and is a predicted model, not a curated record. Lineage: Eukaryota; Parabasalia; Trichomonadida; Trichomonadidae. The annotation marks the transcript as partial.
AUGUACGCCGCUCAGAAUAUAACGCCAACAGUUUUGGAUGCCAUGAAUGGAAAUGUUUCCGAAUGGUAUAACGAAUGCGACAAUGCCAUUAGAAGGUCAGAAAUAGUUCCUGGAACUUACGAAUAUACAACUGCUGUUUCUUAUGGAAACGUAGGUGAGUUUGGAGAAGGUUCUUCAACAACAGUAGAUAUUGCUUGCGACAGGUUUCAUAUAAUUUCUAUUGACAACUCUUUCUUAUACGUGGAACAAGACAUUGAAAUAAAACCUUCUGCCAAGUUGUCUGACAAGAAAGGUUGCAAUGGAAUUUUCUAUGUCGGAUACCAAUAUGCUCCAGAAGUUUUCAUGGGAUAUAAGAUAUAUUCUAACUCUGACUUAGUUCAAACAGUAACAUGGGCAAACUAUGAAUGGUUCGCUUUGAGAAACUCAGUACAACCACAAGCUAGAGAACAAACAGACCAGUAUGCAACUAUUGAGAAAAUAAGAAGACUUGACCCUAACGUUCCAGGAGUUUAUGUUAACCUUUCUGGACAAACUGCAGCAGCAGUAACCAAAGUAAAACUGAAACUUAGAGUUCCUUUGUCAUCUUUCCUCAUCUUCAG